This is a messenger RNA of Mauremys mutica (yellowpond turtle), 9633 nucleotides long. RefSeq names its product roundabout guidance receptor 2 (gene ROBO2). NCBI's taxonomy places the organism in Eukaryota, Metazoa, Chordata, Testudines, Geoemydidae. Gene Ontology annotation, biological process: axon guidance; homophilic cell-cell adhesion; dendrite self-avoidance. The record is from RefSeq and is a predicted model, not a curated record. Gene Ontology annotation, molecular function: cell-cell adhesion mediator activity. The coding region runs from base 831 to 5306 and encodes 1491 amino acids. The transcript has 31 exons. Gene Ontology annotation, cellular component: plasma membrane; axon.
AAGGAAGGAGUGUUUGCAGGCUGUAGGGACAGGUAGCCUGAAGUUACUCUUGAGGAGGGAGUUGAGAGGCUGGCAAACACAGAGGGUGGGGAGAGCUCAAUACAGUGGGAAAGGCAGUAAAAUAACCUUGGCUGCUAAUUAAAGGGUCCCUGAGCUGGAUUAGAUUAGAGGGUGGACCUGGGUUUCCCUGCUAGCCACUGAAGACAUAGGGCAGUGAGUGAGCAGACUAUCUAAGACAGAGAACCUGGCAAUGAGGCAGUGAAUGGAAAGACUGCCCAAAAUUGCUGCUGAAAGACUUUUUUGAUCCUCCGGAAGGGGAAAACAUGUAUAGUGACCUGGCUGGAGGACUGAGUCACCAAGAGACAGUAGCAGCUCAGUGAGCAAGAAGGGCUGCAGACCCAGAGAGAGACAGCAUGCAACCCUGGAAAGAUGUAUUAUUGCCCUUGUGAAGCUAAUCCCCAGAAUGGCCAGGAGGAGGUUCCACCUGUGCAGGGGAUGCCUCCAGCAGACAUUACCAUAAGAUGUCACUGUGGUAGAUGGGGAAAACUGUCCGAGUUGAAUGGGAAUACUGAUGUUCAAGAUACAGAACUUGUUCAUAGCAGAUAAAUCAGGCAGCUCCUGCCAGGCUGAGGAUUCCAACUUCAGGAUCCCGUCUUCGCCAGGAGGACUUUCCACCGCGGAUUGUUGAGCAUCCUUCAGAUGUGAUAGUCUCUAAGGGAGAGCCAACAACUCUGAACUGUAAAGCCGAGGGAAGGCCAACUCCCACUAUUGAAUGGUACAAGGAUGGAGAGCGAGUAGAGACUGACAAAGAUGACCCCCGUUCCCACCGUAUGCUGCUGCCCACCGGAUCUUUAUUUUUCUUACGCAUUGUACAUGGACGCAGGAGCAAACCUGAUGAAGGAAGUUAUGUUUGUGUUGCAAGGAACUAUCUUGGUGAAGCUGUGAGUCGCAAUGCAUCUCUGGAAGUAGCAUUGCUACGGGAUGACUUUCGCCAAAACCCUACCGAUGUUGUUGUGGCAGCUGGAGAACCUGCUAUUCUGGAGUGCCAGCCUCCUCGAGGACAUCCUGAGCCCACAAUCUACUGGAAGAAAGAUAAAAUCCGCAUUGACGACAGGGAAGAGAGAAUCAGUAUACGAGGUGGGAAACUAAUGAUCUCAAACACGAGGAAAAGUGAUGCUGGCAUGUACACUUGUGUCGGUACCAACAUGGUGGGCGAACGAGACAGCGAUCCAGCAGAGCUGACUGUCUUUGAACGACCCACGUUUCUCAGGAGACCAAUUAACCAAGUGGUUCUGGAGGAAGAGGCAGUAGAAUUCCGAUGUCAGGUCCAGGGGGAUCCUCAGCCAACAGUCCGGUGGAAGAAAGAUGAUGUGGAUUUGCCAAGAGGAAGAUAUGACAUCAAAGAUGAUUAUACCUUACGCAUUAAAAAGGCCACGAGCACAGAUGAGGGAACCUACACAUGCAUUGCUGAGAAUCGAGUUGGAAAAGUAGAAGCCUCUGCCACCCUCACAGUUCGAGCUCGCCCUGUUGCUCCCCCGCAGUUUGUGAUAAGGCCACGAGACCAGAUUGUAGCCCAGGGAAGAACAGUGACCUUUCCCUGUGAAACUAAAGGAAAUCCCCAGCCUGCUGUUUUUUGGCAAAAGGAAGGCAGCCAGAAUCUACUCUUUCCAAACCAGCCUCUCCAGCCCAACAGUAGAUAUUCAGUAUCACCAACAGGCGACCUCACUAUUACUAACAUUCAACGAUCUGAUGCAGGCUACUACAUCUGUCAGGCACUGACGGUUGCUGGGAGCAUUUUAGCAAAAGCUCAACUGGAAGUUACUGAUGUUUUGACAGAUAGGCCUCCACCCAUCAUUCUCCAAGGUCCAGCCAAUCAGACGUUGGCAGUAGAUGGGACAGCUUUGUUGAAGUGUAAGGCCACUGGCGACCCACUUCCUGUUAUUAGCUGGUUAAAGGAAGGAUUCAUGUUCCUGGGCAGAGAUCCUAGAACAUCAAUACAGGAGCAGGGGACCUUGCAGAUUAAAAGUCUACGCAUAUCUGACACUGGCACUUACACAUGUGUGGCCACAAGUUCAAGUGGGGAGACAUCCUGGAGCGCUGUGCUAGAGGUGACAGAGUCUGGUGGAGCAACAAUCAGUAAAAAUUAUGAUUUGAUUGAUCUUCCUGGGCCACCAUCCAAACCCCAGGUCACUGAUGUUACUAAGAACAGUGUCACCUUGUCCUGGCAGCCAGGCACCCCUGGAAGCUUACCAGCUAGUGCAUAUAUCAUUGAGGCUUUUAGCCAAUCUGUGAGCAAUAGCUGGCAAACAGUUGCUAAUCAUGUAAAGACAACACUCUACACUUUAAGAGGAUUGCGACCCAAUACAAUCUACCUGUUUAUGGUGAGAGCAAUCAACUCACAAGGUCUGAGUGACCCCAGCCCUAUGUCAGAUCCUGUCCGCACACAAGAUAUCAGCCCACCAGCACAAGGAGUGGAUCACAGGCAAGUCCAGAAAGAGUUAGGAGACGUCAUUGUACGGCUACAUAAUCCUGUUGUGCUGACACCCACUACAGUUCAAGUCACCUGGACAGUUGACCGCCAAUCCCAGUUUAUUCAGGGCUAUCGAGUAAUGUAUCGCCAAACAUCAGGCCUGUCUUCUCCAAUGACAUGGCAGAAUUUGGAUGUGAAAGUCCCCACUGAGCGCAGUGCUGUCCUAGUCAACUUGAAAAAAGGGAUUUCUUAUGAAAUUAAAGUUCGACCCUAUUUCAAUGAGUUCCAAGGAAUGGAUAGUGAAUCAAAGUCUGCCCGUACGACUGAAGAAGCUCCAAGUGCCCCGCCACAGUCUGUUACUGUUCUAACAGUUGGAAACCAUAACAGCACAAGCAUCAGCAUUUCCUGGGACCCUCCCCCGCCAGAUCACCAAAAUGGAAUCAUCCAGGAGUAUAAGAUCUGGUGCCUAGGUAAUGAGACUCGAUUUCACAUCAACAAAACAGUAGAUGCAGCCAUUCGCUCUGUAGUGAUAGGUGGCCUAUACCCUGGUAUUCAAUAUCGAGUGGAAGUUGCAGCAAGUACCAGUGCAGGUGUUGGAGUAAAAAGUGAACCACAACCCAUAAUAAUUGGAGGUCGUAACGAAGUUGUCAUCACUGAAAAUAACAACAGCAUAACUGAGCAAAUCACUGAUGUUGUCAAGCAGCCUGCCUUUAUAGCUGGCAUUGGUGGGGCAUGCUGGGUAAUUCUGAUGGGUUUCAGCAUCUGGCUGUAUUGGCGAAGAAAGAAGAGGAAGGGGCUGAGCAAUUAUGCUGUCACUUUUCAAAGAGGAGAUGGAGGACUAAUGAGCAAUGGAAGUCGACCAGGUCUGUUGAAUGCAAGUGACCCCAGUUAUCCUUGGCUUGCAGACUCUUGGCCUGCCACCAGUCUGCCAGUAAACAACAGCACUACUGGACCUAACGAUCUUGGGAAUUUUGGUCGUGGAGAUGUGCUGCCACCAGUGCCAGGCCAAGGGGAUAAAACUGCCACUAUGCUUUCUGAUGGAGCCAUUUACAGCAGCAUUGACUUCACCACCAAAACUAGUUACAACAGUUCCAGCCAAAUCACACAAGCUACACCAUAUGCCACCACACAGAUUCUGCAUUCCAACAGCAUCCAUGAGUUGGCAGUUGACUUACCUGAUCCUCAGUGGAAAAGCUCAAUUCAGCAAAAAACUGACCUCAUCGGAUUUGGUUACUCUCUGCCGGACCAAAGCAAAGGCAACAACGCCUUACUUUACAUCCCUGACUACCGAUUGGCUGAGGGAUUGUCUAAUAGAAUGCCACACAACCAGUCACAGGAUUUCAGCACCACCAGCUCUCACAACAGCUCAGAAAGAAGUGGCAGCCUUUCAGGUGGGAAAGGAGGAAAAAAGAAGAAAAACAAAAAUACUUCCAAGCCCCAGAAAAAUAAUGGGUCUAACUGGGCCAAUAUUCCUCUACCACCUCCUCCAGUGCAGCCGCUCCCAGGCACAGAGCUAGAGCACUAUGGAGAGGACCAGCAAGAAGCAGGAUAUGACAGUGAUGGUUGGUGUCCUCCUUUACCGGUUCAGACAUACUUACACCAGGGCCUGGAGGAUGAGCUUGAAGAAGAUGAUGACAGAGUGCCUACACCACCUGUCCGAGGGGUGGCCUCCUCACCAGCAAUCUCCUUUGGGCAACAGUCCACUGCAACUCUCACACCUUCUCCACGAGAGGAAAUGCAGCCAAUGCUUCAAGCCCACCUUGAUGAAUUAACCAGGGCCUACCAGUUUGACAUAGCAAAGCAAACAUGGCACAUCCAAAGCAAUACUCAACCUCCUCUGGCGCCAGUUCCACCACUUGGAUAUGUAGCUGGAACCCUUAUUUCAGAUUUGGAAACAGACAUUCCAGAUGAUGAUGAGGAUGAUAUUGAAGAAGAAGCUAUAGAAAUCACUAGGCCACUAAGAGGUCUAGAGCAUACUCCGGGAUCCAGUAUGGACAAUCUAGACAGCUCUGUGACAGGUUCAAUGGUAAAUGGAUGGGGUUCUGCGUCUGAUGAGGACCGUAACUUUUCUAGUCAUAGAUCUAGUGUAGGUAGCUCCUCAGAUGACUCGAUCUUUACCAGCGGCAGUUUUGCACAAGCAUUGGUUGCAGCAGCAGAUAAAGCUGGGUUUAGGCUGGAUGGAACCAGCCUGACAAGAACAGGCAAAGCAUACCCUUCCUCUCAGCGACCUCGGCCAAGCAGCCCAUUUUCAACUGACAGUAACACCAGUGCAGCCCUGAAUCAGAGUCAGAGGCCUAGGCCUACUAAAAAACACAAGGGGGGUAGAUUGGACCAACUCCCAUUGCCUCAUCGCAGGGAGGGAAUGACAGACGAUCUUCCACCACCACCAGAUCCGCCCCCUGGUCAGGGUUUAAGGCAGCAAAUAGGCCCUGGCCAGCGUGGAGGCUCGGCAGAGAGAAAAGGAAGCUCUCUUGAGAGGCAGCAUACUUCCAACAUAGAUGAAACAAAGAGCUCAUUGGAUCGUCAAGCUAGAACAUCAUUAGAGUGGCAGCGACAAACCCAGGAAUGGAUAAGCUCCACAGAACGUCAAGAAGAUUUCAGGAAAGCCCAACAUAAACAAGCAUUUGGAUCAGAAGAGGCACUGGUGCCAUAUAGUAAGCCCAGUUUCCCAUCCCCAGGUGGUCACAGCUCUUCAGGAACAGCUUCUUCUAAAGGAUCGACUGGACCCAGAAAAGGCGAAGCCUUGCGAGGAGGUCACCAACGCAAUGCUAGUGACCUUCUUGAUGUAGGAUAUAUGGGAUCAAAUAAUCCAGGACAGUUUACUGGUGAAUUAUAGUAGUUGAGAAGAGACAUCCCAAGCUGCUCUGAAGGACCAUCAGGUCUGAACUCAUGGAAGUGAUGACACUAAACAGUGCAAUGAACAUUUUCUUUAUUUAUGUACUAUUAAAAGAACUGUAAAUGCAAUGUAAAGACACACAGCCACACAUAUCCCACAGAUACUUGUGUUCGUCUCUUUAAUACACCAUCCACCUUAAACUAUUUCUUGUCAGGAGUAUAUAAAAAGAAAGAAAAAAAAAUCACCCUCCAGGAUGAAAAUGAUUUCCCUCUGUAUAUAAUUUCUUUUGUUGCAUUGCUAUGCAAGCUCACCUUCUUUUUAGCUAUGUUCAUAUUAUUGUCUGUUCUUAUUGGUCUGUUGUACUAUAUGUGAAUUAAUAGGCUGUGGUGCCAUAUAUUAACUUUUAAUUGUGUAACUUUUAUGUUUAAAGUUUGCACUGCAAUUUUAUUUGGUGAUAAGCACAAAACUCUACUCAUUGUGACAUGAAGAAGAAGAAGACUGAAUGUGUGAAGAGCGUUUUAUGUGCUGUAAGCUGUGUUGGAUAAUGCUGGAUGUAAUGGAGUAUGGUAAAUGGUUUUCCAUUGGGGUGUAGAAAUAGGAAGAUGACAGGCAAAACUGAUGUUAGCAAAGAUGUCAGGGACAGAAUUAAAUCUUUUAAUAACAAGCAACAUAGUUGCUCUUACUAUUUAAAAAAAAAGGGGGGGUGUCAAAAGAUGAAAAUGUGAGUUUCAAGAGUGAAUAUGAAAAAAGUGACUACAGAGUUGAACUGUGACCUCUGAACAGAACGCUAAGCUUCUCAACUCUUAGGAUCAGUUUUUACCUGCCCAAUAUAAUUAAAUAAUGGAAGGGGGGGAGGAGGGGAAAACUUGCUACAAACAAAAGAAAUUAAGGUGUUUCACUAAAGCUGUUUUUAUGUUACAUUUUAAAAAGAAUUACCAUAAUUAAUCUCUCAAAGCCAGCAUGUAAUGCAGAAAUUCCCCCAGGAAAAAGAAACAAUAUAAACUCUGGGAUUACCUAGCAAAUAGUUAAAGAUGCAAUUUAUUAUUGAGACAUAUUCAAGAUGCUUCUGAAAAAUAAAAUAUGUUGGAGUAUCUUAGUUCAUCUUUCCAAUACAUGUACAGUAAAAUAGAGGAUAGAGCUGCACCACUGAAAUUCAUUUACAUGAGUUGUUUUUUAUGCAGUCUAGAAACUUUUGUGUUUUAUUAACUGAAGUCCUCAAUAACUGAAGUUGAUUCCACGGAAUUUGCAGCAAAAUUCUUAGUGUUUGAAAAAGAAAGCAAUGGUAAAAUUAUAUUCAGUUUGCAGUAAAUAUUUUUCUUUCAAUGCAAUAUGUUCUCAGAAAUUGGAUACAAACAAAAAAAACUUUGACCUACUUUUAACGUGUGAAUUUAAACCCUACUAUAAUAACAAAGUAACGCAUGUUUAUACACUUUUUGAAUAAACCAAACUCUGUAAGUGGACAUUAUUAACAGCAUCCUGUCUCAUCAUUAGUUUUCAUGACUUUCUCUAGAUUUUCUGCACCUCCAAAAUCCCUAUGAGUAAAUUUUUCAAACAUUUGUUAGAAUAUGCUACAUGUAUUGUAUACCACAUUCAUUCAAUACUUAAUUUAAAUAUUACAUUCUACAGGUUUUUUUUCUAUUAAUCACCUAAUCAUGAAUGCAAGUUUGCAUUUAAACACCCUUUAAGUAUAUCCUGUCUAUGUUGUUUUGUAUAUCGCCUUGGAGUUCACCAGUAUUAAGUGAAGUACACUUUUAGUGAUGGCAAAGUCCUCGGACAAGUAAAUUACACUGCUAAAUAUAUGUGCUUCUUUUCAUUUUGUUUAAUUGUUCCAUUAUACAAUAAAACACUACAGUUUUCAAUUUUAUUCAGAACUGUCAAAUAUCAAAAACUGGUAUUUAAACUUUUCUUAAGGUCAAAUCCGUUACUUAGCUGGUUACAAGACAAAAACAAAAUGUAUGAAUUUAUUUAUAUAUGUAACCAAUGAAUAUAUGUAAUUUUCCUGCUGAUUAAAUGAAUAUAGUUAAAGCCAUUGUCUGUAAACGUACAGAAAUAUUCAACAAAGGUAAAAAGGGCAUCAGAUUUAUGCUGACUCUGAUAUGUGAAGAUAGAGAUUCUUCAGCACACUUCUCAAAUUUUGGUUCACUGGAAACAUUUCAAUAUGACUAGAGAGGAUUUUGAUUUGAACACUUGUCCUGAGCUUUGGUGGAACACCUUUCUCAUUAGGUUCUAUUUUAAAAUUGGAAUAAUGAGAAGUUGACAAAAGCCAUCCCAAUUACUUUCAGAUAUGUUUUAUCUAUUCCACUGGAAAGUAAAUGUGCGUCAGUAUUAAAGCUGUGCAGUAUCAUGAUAUUCACUACCUUGUCCAUCUGCUUCUGUAUGUUUUUGUUCAUUAAUAAUUUGCUUACAAUAUUACAUAACAAGUUGUCCGUGUGUAUCUCCAAGUGUCUCCAUUAUCUUACAAGUGAUCUUUUUUUUCCUCUUUUCUAUACAGUGUACUUCCAACAAACCACAAUACAUAUUUUUUAAAAUGCAGUUUAAUUUACUAUUUUUAAAAAAAAUAUUAUUUCUGGUUUUUAAACCGAAAACAUUUAUUGUGAAUAAUGUGCUUUUUAAAAGGGGAUGUUGUGGCGGCACAUAGUUUUCCAAUUUGUUUUUUUUAAUUUGUUUAUUGACUACAGCUUGUUCAUGAAAAAGUAUGACCUCUUAAUGUGUUUCAUUGGUAUUGUUAGUGCAGCAAAGUUUAAUUGCCAUAAGAAGUUGGUUAAUAGUAUUGUUGAGCUGUGUAUUGUAUAUUUACUGGGGAAAAAAAUAAAACACAUUCACAUUUCAAAUUUAUGUUAAAAUAAUGUGAGUAAGGAGUCAAUAUGUGAAAAGAGUAAAUAAACGUAAAUAACCUAAAAAAAACCCUAAAUAAAUCAGUCCAAUGGCUAGAAGUUGAUGCUAGACAAAUUCAAGACUGGAAAUAAUAUGUAAAUUUUUAACUGUGAGAGUAAUUAGCCAUUGGAACAAUUUACCAAGGGCUAUGGUGGAUUCUCCUCCAUCUCUGACAAAUUUUAAAUCACAAAUGGAUGUUUUUUAAAAGAUAUGUUCUAGGAAUUAUUUUGGGGAAGUUCUAUGCCCUGGGUUAUACAAGAGGUCAGAUUAGAUUAUCACAACAGUCCCUUCUGGCCUUGGAAUCUAUAAAUCUAUAAACUGGGAACAAACAGGGAAUUAUAACAUAUACUGAGCUAUAAUGCUCACUGUCUACUUACAGGUACCAAGUAUUGCUGAACACUGCUGCUAACUUUCUUAGGAACUCUGGGACAAAUUUACCACCAGUGUCAGUGGCAUGACAUAAUUGAAAUCAACUCUGCUGUGCCUGUUUAGGCUAGUGGUAAAUAUUGCUCAUCAUGGGGGAUUUGUGUCUAAGGUCUCAUCUAGAGUGAGAAUAGUUGUACAAAUGUAACUUCAACAAUUUAGCAAUGUUGGUGCCACACUCCCCAGUGUAGACGUGCUGCAUCAAUGUAAUACAAGGCUUGCAGCUGUAUGGCUUACCAUGGAUUGAAACUGUUUUACAUUGAUGCAGCACAUCUACCCUGGGGAUUUGAACUGGUGUAGGUACACUGGUACAAAUAUCCCCAGUAUAAACAGACUCUAAACCAGUUUUCCCUGAGGUUUGCAUAGAGUAAAUAAUAAGGAAAAGACAGCUGAAAUAAUAAAAAAAAAAUCUGUACUUCAGAAUACUGUUUGGGCAGCUACUUCAACGAUACAUACAGAAAUACAAAUGGCAACCUGAAACAGAAUAUUUAUUAAACAUUAACAUUAAGGUCCUGAUCUAAAGCCCAUUCUUUUGAAUGAGCCUUUCCAUUGAUUCAAAGGUUAUUAAACCAGGGCCAAAUGCCCUGCUCUGCAUCUUUAAUACAUCCCCAAAUCAUCAUUAACUUCAACAGGUCUUUGAAGUGUUUAAGAAAUGCAGGACCCAGGUUGCAAAUAUCUCCCUAAGGUCCUUAAAUACAACAGAAACAGUUUUUGUACUUUGUGGUACACAAAUUCUUGGGCGGGGGGGAGAGGGGAGAGAAUUCUUUAAAACACAUGGAUUGUUUUAAUGUAUUUAUUAAACUAUACUGAGAGCUAGAAAAUUAUGAAUCAGUCCGAAAUAACUCUAGCUUGUGUUUGCCUCCAACCUGUAUGUUGCCUGACAAUGGAAAAGUUCAGCAGCAGCGUUGAGGAAGAGUCCUGAAAUUUGAAAAGUAGAUGUGCUUUAUUUUAGGCCAUGUCCAUUGUUGUUGUUGUUCUUGUUUUUCAAAUUAGUGGAGAUUGAGCUGAGGAGUGAAGGCAAAAAAAAAAG